UUUGAGAAUUGCAACAAUGGGUUCGCGAUGUUGGCUUAUCGCUGUGUGCCUGUGUUACGUCAUAAGAGAGUGUCUAAGCGCGCACGCCGAAGAGAAAUUGUUACGUCAUUUAUUGGAUCCUGUCCGUUAUAACAAGUUGAUUCGACCAAGCGAAUCCAUCACAAGCAAAGUUGAUGUUCAUUUUGAUCUCAUCAUCUCACAACUUAUCGGGAUCAAUGAGCGGGAACAAUACAUGAUAACGAAGGUAUGGCUCCCUCAAGUGUGGGUUGAUAAACGGUUGUCAUGGCAACCGAUGAGAUACGAGAACAUAACGAAGGUACAACUCCCAUCCAACAUGAUAUGGUUGCCGGAUGUUGUGCUGUACAACAAUGCUGAUGGGAUGUAUGAGGUCUCCCUACAAUCCAACGCAAUAAUACUCAAUAAUGGAACUGUCACGUGGAUGCCGCCUGCUAUUUAUAAGAGCGCUUGUAAAAUAAAAGUUCGACAUUUUCCAUUUGACGAACAGAACUGCACAAUGAUGUUUCGGUCGUGGACGUACAACAGGUUAGACAUUGAGUUGAAGUUAAAGAACCCGAACGCGACACUCGACGACUUUACCCCUAGUGGUGAGUGGGAUAUCCUGCAAACCCCCGGGUCGGUUAACGUGAACCCCAACGAUGAAACGUACCAGGAUCUAUUAUAUAGUUUAAUUAUCCGUCGCAAGCCGUUGUUCUACACCAUCAACCUUAUCAUCCCCUGUAUAUUGAUAACAUCGCUAGCCAUCCUCGUAUUCUAUCUACCUUCCGAUUGUGGGGAGAAGAUGACGUUAUGUAUAUCGGUUCUCCUCGCUCUUACUGUGUUCCUCCUCCUUAUAUCGAAGAUCGUUCCUCCAACAUCGCUCGAUGUCCCGCUGAUUGGUAAAUACCUGAUGUUUACAAUGAUGUUGGUGACAUUAUCCAUCGUUGCAUCUGUGUGCGUGCUUAACAUCCACCAUCGAUCGCCAUCAACGCACACGAUGCCUCCGUGGAUCCGUACCAUUUUCCUCAACCAUCUUCCCCCACUACUUGGGAUGGAACGACCGGGGACGGAUGAUCGAUGUAGAUGCAAGGUUAACGACGCAACAUACGGAGUCGACGUAACCGAAUUAUCAGGAAGUGAUGUCAUAAGGAAUCGUAAACGAGGUAAAUCCGAGGUGAAAUUACCGCGCGAUGUAAGUUCGGCACUAGAGGGAGUCAAGUUCAUUGCUGACCACUUGAGGGCCGAAGACGAAAAUAAAAAUGUCCACGAAGAUUGGAAAUACGUUGCCAUGGUGAUCGACCGAAUGUUUUUGUUCGUGUUCGUUGGAGUUUGCGCGAUCGGAACGAUCGGAAUAUUCAUUCAACCUUUUGUGUGAUGCAGUUUAUUCAUAGAAAUCAUAUAAAGUACGACAAUAUUA
This is a messenger RNA of Ciona intestinalis (vase tunicate), 1414 nucleotides long. Lineage: Eukaryota; Metazoa; Chordata; Ascidiacea; Phlebobranchia; Cionidae. The record is from RefSeq.